Messenger RNA from Fusarium verticillioides 7600, 888 nucleotides. RefSeq lists its product as hypothetical. Bases 1 to 888 code for a protein of 295 amino acids. Lineage: Eukaryota; Fungi; Ascomycota; Sordariomycetes; Hypocreales; Nectriaceae. The transcript has a single exon. The record is from RefSeq and is a predicted model, not a curated record.
AUGUUUCUGUACGUAUGGGCUUCAGUGGUGGCUCAGUACAGCGUCGGCAAACUGACCAAAGAGACUGACAAGCUCAUUGCUAUUGAUGGCGUGGCUGAUCAGUUGACAAGUAUUGUACCGAGAGAGCAGUAUCUCAACGGACUCUGGAGACAGGACAGUCUCCCACUUUCUCUACUAUGGAGCACCAUAGAGGAAGAGAAGCCCCCUAGCAUCCGCGUCGCGCCGAGUUGGUCCUGGGCAUCUGUCUACACGCCCGUUGACUUUAACUUCUUAUUCCGAGCACAGACCGAGCCCAAGGUGGUCACAAAGGUCAUCGAUAUCGUCACCCGCGACGAUAAGCCAGAAAUCGUCGAGAUGUCGCGUCCAACGGCACUGGUUCUUCAAGGGCCUCUCACAGAAGUACGCUUUCGCUCUGCUACACGCAGUGGACUAGGACCCUUACACUCAAACUGGUGGAUGAGUCACAAGGCAAUGAGAGAUCGCAUCGAAUUAUGGAAUCCAAUUGACCUGACGCCUAUGCUUGUAUUCAUUGGUAAAGGCUUGAAAGCAGAUUAUCCUUGUGAUAUCUCGCUGGAUAGGGCGGUGCCAAAGAAGAGUCGAAUCUUUGCGCUCAAGAUUGUGGAAGCUGAUACUAGACAUCCUUGGCAGGAGAGAUUGCCGUCUCAGUGCGGAUUAUUGUUGAUCGCUGAUGGAGCGAGAGGGACCUUUAGGAGGAUUGGGAUGUUUGAGAUUGCAGCUGAGAAAAUGAACAGGGAUUGGGCAGACUGGAAAACACCAUUCACGUCAAUAUCGAAGUUGAGGGACGAGAUAUGGAGUGAUCCAGGUAUAGAGAAGAGGUUUUAUCUGGAGAAGGAUGACAAAGAAGGAUAUACUAUUAAGAUAGUCUGA